AUGGUUGAAAAUAACAAACAGAAAGGGGAUCAGAAUGUUAAGGCAAUAGGAAUGAACAAUGACAGUGGUUUAGUAGGUGAAGAUUAUGACUCUGAUAAGCUGCAAAGCCUUAGAGGCUCAUCUGAUGAGGAUGAAACAGGGGGUGAGAGGGUUAAGUAUCCACAUUUCAAUGCUAAGGCUGAUAUGGUCAUGGAACUUGAGAAGUGGGCAAAUAGUAACAGAGUGGUUGAUCUAUAUGUGGAACACAGUAAGGCUUGUAUAUUGAACCCUAGUCAAGCUGAGUCAACCUGUGGUAAUGGGGUAGCAUCUAAGAGUUCUUCUGAUAAGGAUAAAGGUGAGUCUUCUGGGUCUGAAUAUUUUUAUGAUAAUGAAUAUGAUACGGAGAAUUCCCAGUUGUAUGAGAAUGCAGUUGAUGAUGAUUCUAACUUUAAAGGGGAUCAGAAUGUUAAGGCAAUAGGAAUGAACAAUGACAGUGGUUUAGUAGGUGAAGAUUAUGACUCUGAUAAGCUGCAAAGCCUUAGAGGCUCAUCUGAUGAGGAUGAAACAGGGGGUGAGAGGGUUAAAGUUGAACAACAUGCUCAUAGAGCUAGUAAAGGGUGGAGGGUAUUGGAAAAUGAUCAACAGGUCAUGGAACUUGAGAAGUGGGCAAAUAGUAACAGAGUGGUUGAUCUAUAUGUGGAACACAGUAAGGCUUGUAUAUUGAACCCUAGUCAAGCUGAGUCAACCUGUGGUAAUGGGGUAGCAUCUAAGAGUUCUUCUGAUAAGGAUAAAGUUGACAGUGAAGAAUGCUCAUAG
Molecule: messenger RNA, 795 nt
Organism: Ilex paraguariensis (yerba mate)
Lineage: Eukaryota; Viridiplantae; Streptophyta; Magnoliopsida; Aquifoliales; Aquifoliaceae
Source: the annotation of a GenBank genome assembly